Lates calcarifer (barramundi perch) is the source of this 1389-nucleotide messenger RNA. Its product is annotated as acid-sensing ion channel 2-like. The record is from RefSeq and is a predicted model, not a curated record. Bases 360 to 1121 code for a protein of 253 amino acids. Gene Ontology annotation, cellular component: membrane. The transcript is spliced from 2 exons. Lineage: Eukaryota; Metazoa; Chordata; Actinopteri; Centropomidae. Gene Ontology annotation, biological process: sodium ion transmembrane transport. Gene Ontology annotation, molecular function: ligand-gated sodium channel activity.
UUGGUGUGUGCGCCUCCCGUCUCUCCCGGCUCCGCUGUUGUUCGCCGCCGCCACAGAUGAGCUGGGAAGAGGAGGGAAAGCGGAUGUAUCUGGCCAGAAGAAGAGGAAAACGGGAGGAGUUUGGAUCGGCAUGCGAGACUAACCAGCGGCUCUGAUCAUCAACAGCUCUCCUUCUCUCUCUUCCCCUCUCCCUCUCUCUCUCUCUCUGCCGCUGUCUCUCUCUCUCUCUCACACACACACGCACAAACACACACUCUCAGACUCACACACACUCGUGCCGGCUGGAUGUCUUCUCGCUAGGCUGAACGAGAGAGGUGUGAGUGCACCAGGGGCUCCCUGGCUGAGGAGCUGGAGGGCUGAUGAUGGAUCUGAAGGAGAGCUGUGGCAGUCAGGGGAGCCAGGAGAGCUCCAGCCUGCACCCUACCUCCUGGCAGGCCUUUGCUCACACCAGCACGCUGCACGGCCUGCGCUACGUCUUCCCUUAUGGUCAGCCCAGCGUGCGCCGCUUACUCUGGGCUGCGGCUCUGCUGGCCUGCCUGGGACUGUUAGCCCUGGAGAGCGCUGAACGCCUGGCCUAUUUCCUCUCCUACCCUCACGUGACCAGCGUGGAUGCCGUGGUGUCGAGCAGCCUGGUCUUCCCUGCUGUGACCAUUUGUAACCUCAACGCGUACCGCUUCAGCCGCCUCACGCGCAACGAUCUGUACCACGCUGGAGAGCUAAUGGCACUGCUGGAUGUGCACCUGAAAAUCCCCCAAGCGCACCUGGCUGAGCCCGACGUGUUGGCUUCCCUGCAGGAAAAAGCCAACUUCACCAAAUACAAGCCCACGCCGUUCAGCAUGAAGGAGUUCAUCGAGAGGGUCGGCCACGACCUGAGAGAGAUGAUGCUCUACUGCCGCUACCAAGGCCAGGAGUGCAGCCCCAGCGACUUCAAAACCGUGAGUCCACUGAUGCCUUCUUUUAAAUGUCAGCUCUGUUCUGGGAUCAGUUGGGGUCAGAGCAUCUUUGCUGCCCUGCAGCCCUUAAAGGACUGUGGUACUGAGGUGUUUUGGUUGCGUGUUCUGAGUCUUGCAAGUUUCCAGAGAUGUUUUUAUUUUUUUUCUUUGGCCAGUAAAAUGACUUGAUGAAUGCUGAUAGCUGCUCUUUCCCUCCCACGCUGCUGCGCUGGGAGUCUCCUGCUGUGCUUUCUCCUUGGGACUUUGGUGUUCGGCUGCACAGGUUGACUCUUGAGCUUUGUUCUGCAAAUGUACUCUCUGCUGAUGCCUUGUUGUUGUCAGCCUUCACAUAAUAACAUUGUGCUUACUGGCACAUAGAGUACUGCAACAGGUGUGUAGUAUUUUAGUCACUGAAGGAAGGUAAUUGUUUUGUCUUGGGCCACAGUGAAUAGUAAAU